GGCCUAAAAUCUACACCCCAAAUUAUAAUUGAUAAUGAUCGACAUUGCAUAUUAGUAACCAAUGAACUAAAUUGCGAACAAUUUUACUUAAUGCCUCAAUCAGCGUCUAAUAAACCAUUUGAGUGUACUAUUUGUAAAAAAAAACGUUACAAAUCCUCAGCAGGACUCUCAAGACAUGAAAAUUCUAAACAUAAUGAUUAUAACACACCUCCUAUUCAACAUUAUGUUUUGCCAGAAAAUGCUAUAAACGAAUGGAAGAAAAUGCUAGU
Messenger RNA from Racocetra persica, 269 nucleotides. The record is from the annotation of a GenBank genome assembly. Lineage: Eukaryota; Fungi; Glomeromycota; Glomeromycetes; Diversisporales; Gigasporaceae.